AUGGAAAGACUCAACCAAACCAGCAGUGUCACUGAGUUCAUCCUCCUGGGACUCUCCUCCCGGCCUGAGGACCAGAAGCCACUCUUUAUUCUCUUCCUCAUCAUAUACCUGGUCACCAUAGCAGGGAACCUGCUCAUCAUCCUGGCCAUCCACUCUGACCCCCAACUGCACACCCCCCUGUAUUUCUUCCUGAGUGUCCUGUCUUUCACUGACAUUUGCUAUACAACAACCAUUGUCCCCAAGAUGCUAGUCGACUUCCUGUUGGAGAAGAAGACCAUCUCCUAUGCUGGAUGUUUGACCCAGAUGUAUUUUAUAUAUGCCUUGGGCAACAUUGACAGCUGUCUUCUUGUAGUCAUGGCCUUUGACCGCUAUGUGGCCAUCUGUGAUCCCUUCCACUAUGUCACCAUCAUGAGCCACCGCCGCUGUGUCCUGCUGGUGGCCUUCUCCUGCUCAUUGCCUCACUUCCACUCACUCCUACAUGUACUUCUGUUGAAUCAGCUCAUCUUCUGUGACUCCAAUAUUAUCCAUCAUUUUCUCUGCGACCUCAGCCCUCUGAUAAAAUUGUCUUGCUCUCCCACAUUUGUCAAUGAAGUUGUGUUGAUGACAGAAGCAUCUGCUUUUCUGGUGACCCCCUUUCUAUGCAUUGUUUUCUCUUAUAUACGAAUCCUCCUUGCGGUUCUCAAAAUUCCCUCAGCUGCAGGAAAACGCAAAGCCUUCUCUACAUGUGGUUCGCACCUCACUGUGGUAACACUCUUUUAUGGAAGCAUCUUCUAUGUCUAUUUACAGCCUGUGUCCACCUACACUGUCCGGGACCACAUGGCAACAAUUGUUCACACAAUUUUAUCCUCCAUGCUCAAUCCUUUUAUCUACAGCUUAAGAAACAAAGACCUGAAACAGGGUCUGAGGAAGCUGGUGGGCAGGAGGCAUCUCCAGGCAGCAACCUCUUGA
Messenger RNA from Capra hircus (goat), 948 nucleotides. Its product is annotated as olfactory receptor 1L8-like. Lineage: Eukaryota; Metazoa; Chordata; Mammalia; Artiodactyla; Bovidae. The record is from RefSeq and is a predicted model, not a curated record. Gene Ontology annotation, molecular function: olfactory receptor activity; G protein-coupled receptor activity. The transcript has a single exon. The coding region runs from base 1 to 948 and encodes 315 amino acids. Gene Ontology annotation, biological process: G protein-coupled receptor signaling pathway. Gene Ontology annotation, cellular component: membrane.